AUCUUGACACUACCACAUUUGGAUAGAGAUUUGUGAAAGGAUUUUAAUUUCUGAUUUCCUUGGCUGUGCUGUAGUUAUAAGUCUUAUACGUUUUCUUAAUUUGUACCGGUUUAAUAUAUUUUAUAUUUAUUAACUAAUUUAUUUUGAUAUAUAUUUUGAAACAUGAACAAAAGCGUAGAAUUUAAAUUUGAAUUUCAGAAUCCCGAUAAUUCCCCUGUUGAAAGCGUAACUUGCUGUGUUUCCAACGACGGGGUAGUGCAACAAAUUAAAGCACUUGACCCAUAUUGGUUAGAGAAGAGAGAGCUUACACUCUAUGAGAGACCUCCAUCAGGUGAGGAGCUUGUUGUGGGAGCCUUAGAUGCUUGGAAGUCUAAGAUGCAAGUGUACUUAGAAAAUUUAAAGUGGCUAUUAGGAUUAGAACAUCACAGAUUUUGGAGCACAAUUCUGUAUCAUCCGCAAUGUAUGGAUUGUUUAAUAUCAUUCAUCCAAGAAGUCAGCCCUCCCUACUUACCAGCACAUGAGUGUGGCGAUGUGAGAGGGAUAUAUGAAGAGAUCCGCAGGCUGGUGUUGGUUGUGUUCAGUCGACUUAUCACAAAUAAAGAAAGUAAGAAUCAAUGGAUGACGAAGGAAUAUUUAGCUGACAUUAUAUAUAACAAUUUUAUAUUCACGAUACCAGUUUUGUGGGAUCUCUGCCUCGCUUACGGUGUUGACAACGCACGACACAUAUCAAAAAUGGUGGACACAGUGUACACAUUGCAACCCACAUACAACACGGAUACAUUGCUAGCGUUAACAUUUGUUCAGGAGUCUUUCAAGUACAUAAUAAUGCAAGUUAACAAAGACUAUGAGAGCGAGGAACCACCAAAUUUGCCGGAGACGUUUAAGGGUUUCGGAGAAAUUAGACGGCCGUCUGGUAACAGGAGUCAUGACAAACUGACGUUUAACGUGCUGAGGGAUCUGGUGAUCCACAUGUUGGAUACGGCUAUGACCUUGAGGAUAUUUGUAGAAGUAUACCCCAAGGCAGCGGAAUUGAUGAAGAAAACUAAUUUUGUUUUAAGUGUAGUCCAAUUAUAUGAAUACGGUAUACCGCAGCUGUAUGAGGUGCUGUUGGAAGUGGGCGACGAGACGAGCGUCACUUACACCGAAGUAGAAUGCUACAUCGACAUGACGAGGUCUGAGAUCAUAGAUACAUUCAGAGAGAUGCUGGCGGUGUACAAGAACGCCAUAUUUAGCGGAGACGGCAAUAUCUCCAGCAACGUUGAGUCGUAUUUGUCUUUGAUAAUGGAAGCUCUGUCAGAGCGGCUCCUCAUCAAAGACUACCACUCGUGUUACCCACUGCAUGAAGAUAUUGAUAUGUUACGGCAGGCUUACCCUGAUAUAGACUCGGUGAAAACCGACUUCAUACUGCAGGCUAUCUUCUCAAACAUCGACGAUCAAGCCGCAGAUCAUACGAAUCAAGCAGAAACAAACGUCCGCACAGAGUCAGCGAGCGGUCACACAGAGAACGGAGAUGUCAAAGAAGAUAUACCAGAUCAUGUCAAAGAGGAAUCACUGAUAAGCGAAGUGAAGGAUAUUUUACCACAUUUAGGGGACGGAUUUAUAUUGAAAUGCUUGCAACACUACGGGUUCAAUUCCGAGAGAGUUAUUAAUACCGUGCUGGAAGAUAGCCUGGACGAAUCUUUGAGAGGUCUAGACCGAAGUCUCCCAAUAAUUCCAGAGGACGUAUUAGAUCAGAAGUUCUUGGAAACGGGAGUCCAGAGACUGAACGUGUUCGAUGGAGACGAGUUCGACAUCAUGACCAGAGACGAUGUCGACCUCUCGAAGAUUCACAUCGGGAAGAGGAAGGAGAAAUACAAGGACUUGAAGGACAUGUUGGAUGACAAGACGGCCGUCAAGAACAGGAUGGACAUUUACAGCAAAUAUAAUCUGGUGUGCGACGAGUCUGCGAUGUACUCCGACGAGUACGACGACACAUACGACGAGGAGACUCCUGUCACUGCGGCCACCGAACUUGAUGACCGGCGAACUUUUGUUACGCCUAGAGUUUUGAGGGCGAAGGAGGAGGUGUCUACCGAAUCAGAGGAGGAAAUUGAAUCGAACAAUGUUACUGUUGGUGCCAAUACUGGGACUAGUACUAAUCGUAGUAGAAUGGACUUCUGUGUGAAUCCCGAGGAGAUACGGGCGAGAAGGGAGGCAGCGAGGGCGGCGAGGGGGGGCAGGGGCUAUAGUCAUAAAAAUGCUGACGUCACCGGCAAGCCCAAGGGUCAAGGUCAAGAAAAGGAAGUGUUGCUGAAUAGAGAUAGGAAGGAAAAGAAUAAGUCGUCCAAAGGUAACCACGGGAGGAGGCAGGGCGCGCAGUGGAAGAGAUCUCAGGGGAUGAUGCCCUCAUAGAUUAAUAAGUUUACGACUACUUGGCUGAUACAACUUAUUCUACUACUACUACUGUUUGGAAUGUUUAGUUGAAUGUUUGAAGUCAUUCAUCGCUAUGGCUCUGAGUAAAGGUUUAGCAUUUUCUAUGACGUACAUUGGUUUUAACGUCUUGCUUAAAUUUUGUAAUGUUUGUUAAUUUUUAAUAGUAUUGGGUCCGUGAUCCAGAUGAUUGUGUGUUGCCAGAAUGAUUACCUUACCUUAGUAUCAGCAGUGGCGUAACUACAGGGUGGCAAGUCGGCAAAAUGAAUCGGGGGGGGCAUCCGAUGAAUUUUGCCACGAGCCUCGAACAGUGUAGUUACGCCACCAGGGGAGAAUUUAAGGAUAGUUUAAGUGAUUUGAAUAAAGGAAAUAUAAGGAAUUCAUAAAGGAAUUUGGUUCUUUUUUUUGUUAUUUUCAAUAUAAUACAUUACCAUUUAUUAUCUAGUGUUAAAAAUAAUGUUCACUCCUGUAUGGCGUAAGCUGAUGAUGUGAUAAUGAUAUGAUAGUUGUCUCAGUCACGUUGCUCAGUUCUCUUGUGAAUAAUGCUACAUUGUUUUUGAUGACUUCAUUCACUAGACAUUUCAAAUAAAUAUUAAGACGUGAAGUUGUGAAAUAAAAACUACAUUGUAUUUAUGAUAUAUUAAAAUCUAAAGCACUGCUUCUGGUUGUACCUGUUUUUUUUAAGCUCUGUAUUAGUUAUUAUAUAUUUAUAUGGCAUUAAAUAUUUAAUCAUUA
Danaus plexippus (monarch butterfly) is the source of this 3144-nucleotide messenger RNA. RefSeq names its product activating signal cointegrator 1 complex subunit 2. Gene Ontology annotation, molecular function: ubiquitin binding. The transcript is spliced from 13 exons. The record is from RefSeq and is a predicted model, not a curated record. Gene Ontology annotation, biological process: regulation of DNA-templated transcription. Bases 163 to 2391 code for a protein of 742 amino acids. Lineage: Eukaryota; Metazoa; Arthropoda; Insecta; Lepidoptera; Nymphalidae.